CUGGCCAGAUAUUAAUCUCGUCGCCAGUGUCGCCACCUAUUCGAAACCUUUGUCGAACUGCAACUUUGCGAGAAAAAUUGCGCCAUAAAAAUUCUUGCAGCAUCAGUCUCGAACUGCACUGCAUACAGUGUCCCACGCCGUAAAUAAGGACCAAGUUGAAUCAGAACUCUACCACCGAACAACUUUCUGAACAGUCCCAAUAAUAUCGUUUUCCCAUUCGAACUAUUUGGAUUUGGACAUUUGAUUCGGUUGCCAUCCUUUCACGCUUAGCUCGAACCCCAGUCGAACUCUCGAGCAAGCUUACGGCUUAAUCGAAGCAUGGCCGACGAAAACGUUGUUGACCCGCCCGCCCUAUUCGGCAUGCGAACAAAUGCCAAGCGUAGACACACGAACCUUCUGCGACAAGCAAGAGAGUUAAUAAACAUCAACGCCACGCGAGAAGAAUUCGAAGCAUUCAUGCCAACUCUCGAACUGGCGCACAGUAAUCUCGUUCACAUUCACGAACGAUACGUGGCCGCCGCACAACUUGACGAUGGUGAACUGCACGCAGCAGCCGCCUACUUAGAAAGCAUCAACAAUCUGCAAGCCGCAUGUGCUCAAGCAGUCGCUGCCGCCUUACGAAGAACAGCCCCUCGACGCGCAUGGAACAUUUCCAACACCGUGGUCCGUGAGCUCAGUCAAAAUGUAUAAACUCCUCAACCUAAUCAAGAGAUCGACGCUGCGGGCAUCGUACCAGAGCCGCAACAGCCAAAUGGCACACCACAGCCGAACCAAGACGAUCGAUCGAACGACACGCAGCACGACACCUUAAAUCACGUAAAUUUCGACCUUCACACAGCAGCAAAACAACGCAAAAUCGAUCUUGAAUUUCGAUUGAAGCAAGCAAAAAUAAAACAGGAUCGUGAACUCAAAGAUCUAGAGCUCAAAAACGCGCGGGAACGAGAAGACCUGGAACUUGAAAUUCAGUACGAAAAUCACUUGAUCGAGAGCUGUGGUGGUGCAAUUGGAUCACCGCAAUUAUCGUCCACACCCAACUUACCAAGCAACGUCCCGAUGAAUGAUUUGGCUAACCUUCCGCUUCUGCCAGCUGUCGUUAACUCGACUCCACCGACGCAACCUAAUUUUGCCCCGUCGCAUCAUUGGCUGAAGCUAGACGUGGCAAAAUUCAAUAGAGACCCCCGUAAAUGGCUUAAAUACGCCCACGGUAUAAGAGCAACGAUCCGAGAUGUAAAUAUGCCCGAAUCGCUGAAACUUCUGGGGCUUCAAGAAAGUUUGAAGGAAGACAUCCAGCGUCGUGUCGCUCAUAUUUUCACGGGUGCGUACACUUUUCAAUCGGCUUGGGCCGAGCUAGAAAAAAAAUAUGGAAGCCCGCACCUUAUCAUACAAGCACACGAUCAGCAUAUGCAGCAGCUCCCUUCAUUCAGAAACGGGGACUUUAACGCACUCUUUAAUUUGGCCGCUGCAGUACGCGACGCCGUGUCAAGCGUAGAUGAAAGCCACGUCAUGAUGUUCAACACCGUCGCAAACUUACUUCAUACCAAAUUGCCGAUCAACUUACAAACAGACUGGGGAAAAUAUGCUUAUGGUUUAGACAGAAUGGCCACCUUAAAAGAUUUCGACAAAUGGAUCGAUCACGUGCUCAGCGCUGAAGAACUUCGUGGCGGAAAGCUAUCGUCAUCCAACGCAAUUAACGCUGUUAAAAACCCCGUUCAGCCUUCAAAUAGCAACCGUCAGUUGGGCAGCUACACACCCGGAAGCAGCAACUACAAUAACCGCGGACCGACCGUUCUCGCAGGAUCCUUAUCAAACGUUACCACCCUUUCUGACUGCCUGGCCUGCAAAGAAAGUCCGGCCCACAGGUUAGAGAUGUGCAACGUGUUUAAACGAAUGUUGGUGAAUGCCCGCGCAUCGCUGUGUGCUACCAACAAUCACUGCUUCAAGUGUCUCGUCCGCGGCCACUAUGGACGGAAAUGCAACUCAACCGAAUCGAAAUGCAAGGAGUGCCAGGGCCCGCAUCAUUCGCUGCUUCACGGAGCCGAACGACAGUUUCCCGCCUCAUCGCGGAACCAAGGUAAAAACCAUACUAUAUUAAUGGUAAAGGCACCAACAGCCAAUAUCCGCCCAGUCCUAUUAGCUAUUGUCAAACUCGUAGUGGAAAUUAACAAUUCGGCUCAAACAACCUUCGCGAUUCUUGACCAAGGCAGCGAAGCUACUCUCAUAUCGCGAAAGCUAGCGAAUUUGCUUAAGUUGAAAGGUCCUUCAGCCAGCAUUUGCUUCGGCUCGUUUAACAACUCUGUGUUAAUGGAUUCGAACAUCGUAUCAUUCAAACUCAAAUCGAUCGACGGAUCGCAAGCGUUCGACGUUCGCGAAGCGUUUGUUGUCCCCAGCAUUAAUCAUUCGCAACGCAAAAUUAACUGGCCUGGCAUCAAGAAACGAUGGGAACAUUUAGCCGACAUAGACUUACCUGCCAUAGACUCUUCCAAAGUAGAAAUUCUUGUGGGGAUGGACAUGUUACCAGCUCUUCGAACGCUAAACACUGCUGCCCCAAAUGAUGGUGAAACCGGCCCUACCGCUUUGCAAACGUGUUUUGGCUGGGCUGUAGUGGGCAAAAUACCGUUGUGUCUAGUCGCUGGACCGAGCAACAAAAGCAGCGUGAACUUAGGUUUCGUCCGACAAGAACCCUUUCUAUCAGAAGUAGUUGGCCGUUUCCAUUUAACUGAAACUUUCGGCGUCGUGGCAAAAGCCGCAAAAACAAAUACAGCGGCCAACGAAGACGAGCAGAUGUUGAGCAUCUUACAGCGAUCGAUAAAAUUUAUUGGAUGUGGUUACCAAGUAGAACUUCCGCUUCGUCAAGACAGACCGGUCAUACCAAACAACAGAGGACAAGCAGUUUCCCGUUUCUGUGGCCUCGAACGCCGAAUGUUAGAGCCACAUAUGCGCGAGACCGCCGCAAAAUACGUAACCAUUGUCGAGAAUCUUAUAUCGUCAGGAACCGUGGUCACCGUCAACUGGUCGGACAUAAACAAGCCGGAAGGUAUGGUUUGGUAUCUACCUCACUUCUGCGUCGUUAACCCGAACAAACCCGAAAAAUUCGAGUUGUCUUCGACUGCGCUGCGCUUUACAGAGGUGGCGCGGAAAUCCACUGGGGAUGACUCGGCUGAGUCUAACCUGCUUCGGCCAAAGGGUUGUCACCCAGACGAGGGCUGUGAGCUUCGUCCGUCGGAAUUUCCGACACUCUCCUCGUUAGACCAUGGUUUAACUGAGUUCGCGAAAGCUAACUGUCCUCGUAGGGUCCUGUGUUCCGGUGGUCGUCAUCGAUUUUGCCCGGAUGGAUUUGAUGGAGCUCUAACGGGUACAAACUCUUUGAGUCUUUCGUUAUCAUGA
Molecule: messenger RNA, 3384 nt
Organism: Daphnia magna
Lineage: Eukaryota; Metazoa; Arthropoda; Branchiopoda; Diplostraca; Daphniidae
Exons: 3
Source: RefSeq, a predicted model, not a curated record